CUCACGAGUACGAGUACUGGAGAACAUCACGGUGCCGAUUGAACGAACAACUCUGAAAUAUCUUCCUUUUAAUUAAUCUGGGAUUGGACAUUGACUACACCCACCAGGGUACAAUUUUCAGAAAAAAGAAUCAAUACCAUGCUGUUCAAACAAGCAACCACCUUACUUGGUUUCCUUGCUGCCGUUGGAACUACAACGACGGCCUUUACUCCAUCGUUCGGCGUCUCUCCUCGCACAGUAUCUAGCCUCCGUUCCACCACCGAAGACAUCGAAAAGAAGAAUGUAGAACAAACCGAGGACACCUCCCGUGAAAAGGUCAUGACCUUCAGUUACGACAUGUCUACAGAAACCAAGUACGAAAAGCCAACCUACAAGGGAACCGGUAACGGUUUGUCUGGAGACUCUGGGGAAUACGACGUGAUCGUGAUUGGAAGUGGUAUGGGAGGAUUGACCUGCGGUGCCCUUUCGGCGAAAUACGGCUCGAAAGUGUUGGUUCUAGAAUCUCACAUCAAGGUUGGAGGAUCUGCUCACACGUUCACCCGUGUCCACAAUGGCGAAAAAUACAGCUUCGAAGUUGGUCCUUCCAUUUUCGAGGGACUCGACAAGCCGUCGUUGAAUCCUUUGCGAAUGGUGUUCGACAUUCUCGAGGAAUCCAUGCCGGUCGAAACCUACAAGGGAUUGGGCUUCUGGACUCCAGAGGGAUACUGGCGAUUCCCAAUUGGUGACAAAAAGGCUUUCGAGGAACUUCUGAUGGAGCAAUGCGGUGAAGAUGGACCGAAGGCAAUUGCUGUGAGUAAAAAAGUUCCUGCGCACUUUUUUUUGAAUCGUUGUGGAAAUAGUGUUGGUAACUUUUCGUGUUUGACAGUGAAAGAAAUUGAAUAUUAUUUGCUUACAUUCCUCCUUCGCUCAAAUCGGAAAAAUUGAAUGUGAAACGUUCUAAUGCCGAUUUCAAUGAAACAAACUCAACAACCACAGGAAUGGAACGCCUUGAGAGAACGUCUCAGAACCCUUGGAGGAUCCACCACCGCGGUCGCACUUCUCAAUCUUCGACAAGAUGCUGGAUUUCUCGCCACAACAGCGGGCGCCCUUCCGUUUGUUGCCACCCAUCCAGAUGUCUUUGCUGAUUUACCUUUGACGUUCGAUGACUUGUCCAAAACAGUUGACGAAAUUGUCACUGUCCCAUUCGUCCGCAAUUUCAUCGAUCUCAUGUGCAUCUUCUGCGGAUUCCCUGCAAAGGGUGCCAUGACUGCUCACAUUCUUUACAUUCUCGAGAGAUUUUUCGAAGAAGAUGCUGCCUUUUCUGUGCCUGUCGGUGGAACUUCCCAGUUGGGUGAAACCAUCCAACGGGGACUGGAAAAAUUUGGCGGAAAGCUUCAACUCAAUGCCCACGUCGACGAAAUUCUUAUCGAAGAUGGACGUGCUGUUGGAGUUCGUCUUAAGAACGGAAAUGUCGUCAAGGCGCGAAAGGCUGUCGUCUCGAAUGCUACGCCAUUUGAUACCGUCAAAUUGAUGCCCGAAAAGGAGGACGAACCCAAAAAGCUUACCAAGUGGCGAAAUGAUCUUGGUACCCUGCCUCGUCAUGGUGCCAUCUCCCACUUGUUUUUGGGGAUUGACGCGAAGGACUUGGAUCUUUCCUUUAUCGAUGACCCUGCCCACUUGGUUGUACAAGAUUGGGAUCGAUCGAUGCAAGAUUCUCAAAAUCUCUGCUCGUUCUUCAUCCCAUCCCUUCUCGACAAGUCGGUUUGCCCCGAAGGAAAACACGUCAUCCAUGUUUACUCUUCCGGUGGAGAACCCUACGAACCAUGGGAGAAGCUUAAAUCUGGCUCGCCCGAAUACGAGGCGUACAAGGAAGAGCGUGUCGAGGUCUUGUUCAGGGCUGUUGAAAGAUGCAUUCCCGACAUUCGUGACCGUCUUGAAUUCUCGAUCAUCGGAAGUCCUCUGGCACACGAAGCCUUCUUGCGAAGAGAUCGCGGUACAUACGGUAUGGCGUGGGCCGCCGGUUCGUCCGCUCCCCAAGCUGGACUGUUGGGCAAGGUCUUGCCCUUCCCCUUCCCUAACCUGAAGACACCCGUCGAUGGAUUGCUGCGAUGUGGUGACUCUUGCUUCCCUGGAAUUGGCACCCCGUCUGCCGCUGCUUCGGGUGCCAUUGCCGCAAAUACUAUGACGCACGUCGACAAUCACAUCCAACUCCUCAAAGAGGCCAGCCAGAAGGAUCCGAUGUACAAAUUCUUGGACCCGGGAUUCAUGGCCGAGGUUUACAAACCUUUGGUCCAGGGAUUCACACCGAGUGCCGAGCUGAGAAACGAACGCUUUGCUGCCGGGGCCGGAGUUGCCCCUGUGAACCACACAGCAAAUAACAAAGCAAGAGAUGCUGCCGCUGCGGAAAAAUAGCUGAAACACUAGUCUUAUUUUAAUCUAUAGGUCGAACGCGGUAAUAGCAGCUCUGAUUAUAUAAUAUGUGCAAUCUUUACGACA
Molecule: messenger RNA, 2475 nt
Organism: Pseudo-nitzschia multistriata
Lineage: Eukaryota; Bacillariophyta; Bacillariophyceae; Bacillariales; Bacillariaceae
Source: the annotation of a GenBank genome assembly